AUGGGUAAAAAGAAGGUUGUUAAAGUACAAGAGACCAAGUUUAGUUUCCCACAUGAUUUGAUAAUACCCAAUAGAGGAUUUUUACCAAGUCCAGAAGUCGUUUCAGAAGAUCAAAUCAUCACAAUUGGGAAAUUUUUCACGAGUGGAUAUUGUAAUGCCUUGAUCAAAUCAUUUACAAAUGAAUUGAAUUUAGAAACUACACCUUUAAUCAAAAGUAAAGAUUAUGCAGUCAGAGUUAAUGAUCGUGCAUUAGUAGAGGAUUAUCAAUCUGCUCAAAACCUAUGGUCUUACUUAUACAAGAUUUUAUUAUAUGAAUAUAAUGAUGAAACUAUAAUUGAUGAAUUUCAAAAUGCUAAAGGUUUAAAUCCACAAUUAAGAAUAUAUAGAUAUCAUAAAGGUCAUCAUUUUGGGAAACAUUAUGAUGAAAGUGUUAAUGUGAAACAUCCUCAAUUGAAAGGUGAAACUAAAUGGACUUUAUUAAUCUAUUUAACCGGUGAUGAUGAAUUUAUUGAUGGUGAUACUAUAUUUUAUGAUCCAUUAAGUAAAGAUAAUGAACCUAUAAGUGUUCAUCCGGGAAAAGGUACCGCUCUUUUACAUAAACAUGGGGAUGAUUGUCUUUUACAUGAAGCACAAUUGGUUAAAGAUGGGGUUAAAUGGGUUUUACGAAGUGAUGUUGUAUUUUAA
Hansenula ciferrii is the source of this 684-nucleotide messenger RNA. RefSeq lists its product as uncharacterized. Gene Ontology annotation, molecular function: L-ascorbic acid binding; procollagen-proline 4-dioxygenase activity; iron ion binding. NCBI's taxonomy places the organism in Eukaryota, Fungi, Ascomycota, Saccharomycetes, Phaffomycetales, Wickerhamomycetaceae. The transcript has a single exon. Gene Ontology annotation, cellular component: endoplasmic reticulum. The coding region runs from base 1 to 684 and encodes 227 amino acids. Gene Ontology annotation, biological process: peptidyl-proline hydroxylation to 4-hydroxy-L-proline. The record is from RefSeq and is a predicted model, not a curated record.